CUUGGUGAUAUUUCUCAACAGCCAUGAAUCAAACACCCAAUGUAGCUCUUCUACCAAGUCCAGGGAUGGGCAAUCUCAUACCACUCGUAGAAUUCGCCAAGCAACUCGUCCUCCACCACCACCACUUCUCGGCCACCAUCAUCUUCCCCUCCCCUGGACCACCCACAAAAGCCCAAAAAUCAGCCCUCCAAAACCUCCCCAAAACCAUCCACCACAUCUUCCUCCCACCCGUGGACUUACCUAAGGACCAGCUCAAUGUUGCAUCCCAAAUCUUCCUCACCAUGACACUCUCAAUUUCCUCCCUUAGAGACACUUUCGCUUCAUUAACGACAACUACCCGGUUGGUGGCUCUCGUCGUCGAUCCUUUCAGUAUCAGUGGCCUUGAUGUAGCGAAAGAAUUCGGGGUCUCGCAGUACUUGUUCUAUCCCUCAACAGCCAUGUCACUACAAUUUUCGUUUCAUUUGCCAAAGCUUGAUGAGAUGGUUAUGUGCGAGUAUAGAGACCUACCUGAACCGAUAAAACUUCCCGGUACUGUACCGGUUCAUGGUAGAGAUCUCGCGGACUCGGUUCAAGACCGGUCAAACAAAGCGUACAAGGGUCUCCUUGCAAACGUAAAACGGUUCACUUCAGUCAAGGGCAUAAUUCUGAAUAGUUUCAUGGAAUUGGAAGAGGGUACCAUAAAAGAUUUGCAGGUGGAGGAGCUGGGCAAGCCGCCAAUUUAUCCAAUCGGACCGCUUAUCCAAACAGGUUCAAAAACUGAUGAGUCACUAGAGCGACCCGAGUGUUUGCAAUGGUUGGAUGAUCAGCCAAGUGGGUCAGUCGUGUUCAUAUCAUUCGGAAGUGGUGGUACUCUCUCUCAUGACCAGCUUAAUGAGCUAGCAUUAGGUCUGGAACAGAGCGGCCAAAGAUUUUUGUGGGUUGUGCGAAGCCCUAAUGAUAAAUCUAACAAUGCAGCAUUCUUCACUGCCGAAAGUCAAAACGACCCUUUUAGCUUCUUGCUAAAAGGGUACUUGGAGAGGACACGAGGCCGAGGCCUGGUGGUGCCAUUAUGGGCACCGCAAAUUGAGGUGUUGAGCCACUGUGCAAUUGGUGGUUUUGUGACACACUGCGGGUGGAACUCAACGCUGGAAAGCAUCGUCCAUGGUGUGCCUCUGAUUGCUUGGCCACUCUACGCAGAGCAGAAGAUGAACGCAGUGAUGCUAACAGAGGGUCUGAACGUGGCGUUGAGACCAAAACGUGAGGAAACUGGGCUGGUGAGACAAGAGGAGAUUGCAAAGGUUGUGAAAAGUCUUACGGAAGGAGAAGAAGGGAAGAAGCUUCGCCAGAGAACAGAGGGCCUGAAGGAUGCUGCUGCGAACGUCUUGAGCAAAGAUGGGACUUCUACAAAAUCCCUAUCAGAAUUAGCAUUCAAGUGGCAAAAUCAAAUGAACAUUUGAUACCAAAUUGAUCGUUCUUAUUUCAUUUUUCGUUUAUUUCUCGUUUGUCUUAAUUUUCAGUUUUCGUUGUGUUUGGGUAUCCCACAUUAUUGUAGUAUAUGUGUAAUAUUGCGGUUGUUUUGGAUCUGAGCUGUAUUUAAAAGUUCAUGUUUGCAUAAAAAAUAAAGACUGCAGCAAUACCAUGA
This is a messenger RNA of Camellia sinensis, 1621 nucleotides long. NCBI's taxonomy places the organism in Eukaryota, Viridiplantae, Streptophyta, Magnoliopsida, Ericales, Theaceae. The record is from RefSeq and is a predicted model, not a curated record.